UGGUCCCCACAUUAGCAAAAAAAACCAGCUGUGAAAUGCAUGUAGUGAGUGAUUCCUCAUGUUUCUUCACCUUCUCUCCGUUGAAUUGUUCCCUCCCCAAGAUCUAGCUCUCUCUCACACACACAGUUCUCACACUCAAAAUCACGAAUUUCAUUUAGAGAUUAUUUGCUUUCUCUCUCAUCUCGGGUUUCAACGAACUCUCCUUUUUGAAGAUUGAAUUAUCGACUGAGAUCUCGGAGGUAGCUCCAUUUUUUCAGAAUUUCGACACAAUCGAGGAAUGAUAAAAGGAUGGGGAGGAAGAAAGGAUGGUUAUCUUCAGUAAAGAAGGCUCUCAACCCGGAUUCUAAAGAAAAGAAAUCCGAGAAAAAAUCGAAAAAGAAAUGGUUUGGGAAACAGAAGCUAUCAGUUUCCGAAUCUCCAAAUCCCGAGCCCGUUCAAGCGUCUCAUCCUCAUCCUCAGCCGCCAUUGGAAGAAGUGAAGUUGACCGAGGUGGAGAACGAACAGCAGACGAUACGUGAUUAUUCUCCUACAGUUGAUGCAGUUGUAGCUGAUGAAGAAGCUGAAGUUAUUACAGAGGCUUUUGAAGAGGUAGUUCAACCAAUUGUUGUGACUCGAUUCGCUGGAAAAUCUGUGGAGGAAGUUGCGGCUAUCAAGAUUCAGACAGCUUUCCGUGGUUACCUGGCAAAGAGGGCAUUGAGAGCUCUAAGAGGGCUCGUGAGAUUGAAAACACUUGUCGAUGGGCCCACCAUAAAACGCCAAACCGCGAACACUCUGAAAUGCAUGCAAUCUCUAUCUCGUGUGCAGUCUCAGAUUCAAUCUAGACGAAUGUCAAUGCUGGAGGAGAAUCGGACGCUCCAGAGACAGCUUCUGCAGAAACGUGCUAAAGAACUCGAGAGCUUGCGAAUGGGAGAGGAUUGGGAUUAUAGUCUACAAUCGAAAGAGCAAAUUGAGACGAGUUUGCUUCACAAGUAUGAAGCUGCGAUGAGGCGGGAAAGAGCUCUCGCUUAUUCAUUCACUCACCAGCAAACAUGGAAGAAAUCAGCAAAAUCCACCAAUUUAUUAUUCAUGGAUCCAACUAACCCUCACUGGGGUUGGAGCUGGUUAGAAAGAUUAAUGGCUAACGGCCCAUUAGACACUCAAAUCCCAUCCGAUAAAGAUCUCAAAACCGACCCUUUACCCUCCAUGGGAGAAAUCACAAAAUCUUUCGCUCGACAUCAACUAAACUCCGAGUUUCCAUCUUCACCUACUUCAAGGGCAUCUCCCGCAAGAAAAUCAUUAAAACCAAAAGAAGACGACUCAAUGAGUGUACUAAGCAACGCUCAAUCGGAGCGAAAUAGAAGGCAUAGUAUUGCAGGUUCUUCGGUGAGAGAUGACGAGAGCUUGGCUAGCUCGCCAGCUGUACCGAGUUACAUGGCACCCACUCGAUCUGCUAAGGCUAAGUCGAAACUAUCGAGCCCUUUAGGAACAUUGGAAAAUGGUGCAGUGGAUAAUAAGGGUACUAAUUCAUCUUCGCCUGCUUCUGCUAAGAAACGGCUUUCCUAUUCACCUUCGCCAGCUAAGCCCAGGCGGCACUCUGGCCCACCGAAGGUAGAGAUUGCUUCCAUUGUUGAUAAUUGAUUUGAUUGCCCUUUUUUUGAAGAAUAAAGAAUAUUUUUAUUGUGUUCAUUUGAUUCUUGAAGUUCCAUGAUAUAUUUUUUCUUUCUUUCUUUCUUUCUUCAUUUGUUGUUGCUAUAGAUUUGGUUAUUCUUCUCUCAGUGUUGUUUAGAUUGUUAUAUUUGGGAAUUACUUUGGAGAGGACUGGCUUUACUAUUGCUGUGGUUGAAUUAUGAAAAAGUAUUGUAUUAAAUUUAUAUUUAUAAUUAAAAUUGUUUGCUUCUUUUAU
This is a messenger RNA of Erythranthe guttata (spotted monkey flower), 1882 nucleotides long. RefSeq names its product IQ-domain 2 (gene IQD2). Gene Ontology annotation, molecular function: protein binding. The record is from RefSeq and is a predicted model, not a curated record. Lineage: Eukaryota; Viridiplantae; Streptophyta; Magnoliopsida; Lamiales; Phrymaceae.